AUGAAAAAUACCCAGGCUCAACUUUUAUAUGCACCUCGAGCUGAGUCAACUUUCUCCAUUCCUGGCGCCGAACCCGAAGAAACACUUUCAUUAGAAAACGACAUGGCAGGAAAAUUUGGCAAGAAGCAUGUCUUGAUGAUCGACAACUACGAUUCCUUCACUUGGAAUUUGUACCAAUAUUUGUGUCAAUCCGAGCUCUGUGAGAAGGUAGACGUCUUCAGAAAUGACAAAAUCGAUAUCGAGACGAUUGAAAAUGAAAUAAAGCCAGAUAUUUUAUUCAUUUCCCCUGGCCCGGGCCAUCCUAGUACCGAUGCCGGAAUUUCCAAGGCUGCUAUCGAUCACUUCAAAGGAAAGAUCCCGAUUUUUGGUGUCUGUAUGGGCCAACAAUGCAUGGUAGAGGUUUUCGGCGGUGAAGUUUCUUACGCUGGUGAAAUUGUUCAUGGUAAAACUUCUGCAAUUAAACACGACGGAAAGGGAUGCUUUACUGGUGUUCCUCAGGGUGUUGGAGCUACGAGAUACCACUCUUUGGCAGGUACCAUUUCCUCCAUUCCAGACUGUUUGGAGGUCACUGCAAAGACAGAAACAACUACUCCCGAAGUCAUCAUGGGUGUGAGGCACAAGAAGUACACUAUUGAAGGUGUUCAGUUUCACCCUGAGUCGGUUUUGUCUGAGGCCGGCCAUCUUCUUGUCGAAAACAUCCUCAAGAUGGAAGGUGGAACUUGGGAGGAGAGCAAGCCAGCUUCCUCUAAGGAAAAUAUUCUUAUCAAGAUCUAUAAACAGCGUGUUGAGGACUACGAGAAGAUCGAGAAUAUUCCUGGUCGAAGCUUUGCCAACUUAGAGACAUCUUUGCAACUUGGAUUGGCCCCACCGCUUAUUAACUUCUAUGAACGUCUCCAACUUACGAAAUCCAACAAGGAAAAUAUCAUCUUGGCCGAGUUUAAGCGUGCUUCUCCAUCUAAGGGAAAUAUCAACGUUUCUGCACAUCCUGCUAAUCAAGCGUUGACGUACGCCAAGGGCCACUGUUCUACCAUUUCUGUCUUGACCGAGCCUAAGUGGUUUAAGGGAUCGUUGGAAGAUUUAACGCUUGUGAGAAGAGUCAUUGACGAGGAAGUAGCGGGCGAGGACGAUGCCUCGUACUCGAGACCAGCAGUCUUACGAAAGGAAUUCAUCUUCAACAAAUACCAAAUUGCUGAGGCUCGUUUAGCGGGCGCUGACACAGUUUUGCUUAUUGUGAAAAUGCUUCAAGAUGGUGCAUUAUUGCAACAAUUAUACGAGUAUUCUCUUUCAUUGGGUAUGAUUCCUUUGGUGGAGGUGAACGAUGCCGAGGAGUUGAAGAUCGCCCUCGGUUUGACCAACAAUAACGGCACUGAUGACCCACUUAUCAUUGGUGUUAACAAUAGAAAUCUCACGACUUUUGAUGUCGAUUUGAAGACUACCAGCUCUCUUGUGAGUCUUGCAAAGAAUAGCUCCAGAAAGGGGGAUGUUCUUGUAUUGGCUUUGUCUGGCAUUACUUCUGAAAAGGAUGUUUUUAAGUACAAAUCAGAAGACGAUGUCGAUGGAUUCUUGAUUGGAGAGUCUCUCAUGAGGGCAGAGGAAAGAGGCGAAGCGAAGGAGUUCUUGGAAAAACUUAUACACGUCUAA
Messenger RNA from Candidozyma haemuli, 1641 nucleotides. It is a transcript of the gene TRP3, whose product is annotated as bifunctional anthranilate synthase/indole-3-glycerol-phosphate synthase. NCBI's taxonomy places the organism in Eukaryota, Fungi, Ascomycota, Pichiomycetes, Serinales, Metschnikowiaceae. Bases 1 to 1641 code for a protein of 546 amino acids. The transcript has a single exon. Gene Ontology annotation, cellular component: cytosol. The record is from RefSeq and is a predicted model, not a curated record. Gene Ontology annotation, molecular function: indole-3-glycerol-phosphate synthase activity. Gene Ontology annotation, biological process: L-tryptophan biosynthetic process.